AUGGCUUACGUUUUAGCACUGAGAAAAGGCAAGAGUAGAAGAACAAAGAAAAAAAUUUUGCUGAAGAAUGGAGGAGGCUUGUUGGAGGGGUCAACGGUUGCAACACAGUGGCCGACCUUGCCUUGUCUACCAUUUACGAGAGUGUUGAAAACUGACAGCUCAAAGAACACAGCUUCUCAAUCAACCUCCGGGUUACAAACGUGGUUGGACUCAUUUCCUGGUAAAGUCAAACAGAGCGAGAAAAUCAUAUUUAAAAAGAUUGACCAGGCUUGGCAAAGGAAAGAUAUAGAUGAAAUGUUUCAGCUGAUAAAAGUACGUCACCUGUUCCUGUGCAGCUUGAAAUUCUCAUCAGUAAGAUGAGAAUUUCUUUACUUAGUACGCGAUUGAAUGAUUUUAUGUUAUUUUAUAAUUUUUAUGUAGGAAAACGAAUUCAGUGAUGAAACCCAGAAGAAAGCUCUGCAUUAUUGGGACCAGGGACAUUACUACCAGGAGGGUGAAAAGCGAAACAAAGCGCUCACCCCGUUAGCUCGUUUCAGAAUCCGAGAGAGGUGAGUUAACAACAGAAAAUCGAUGAAAUAACUCCGCUUCGCCGCAAUCUUCUGGUUUUGAGAGUUGUAAUAGCUUUGAUCAAUUUUGUAAUAGCUUUGAUCAAUUUUGCUUGCAAUCAGGUAGAUGUCGACAGUUUCAGUAAGCUUUUAAAUGGUGACAACCAUUGGCGAAAAAGUUAAAUAAUGUCUGAAGAGUAGACAUUUUGGCGUCCUUUUACUUGCGAAAUCGCCUUUGAAUGGUUCUGAAAUAAGUUGACUUAAGCCAGUGUGCAGGGAAAAAAAGCAAAAACUUCCUUUUAUUCAUUUUUAAGAUAUCAGUGGCUGAGUUUCUGAUUGACUGGGAUUGACUGAGUACAGUAAUGUAGGGUUUUCAAAAUUUGGUUGUGUUCUUUCGGGUCUUCGGGUUUAAGUACAUUAAACUCACUAAAAAGAUACACGAACCGACAUCCUAAUUGGGAAUCUUUCGAGGCUGAACUAUCUGCAUUCUCUCGUGCUUUUACUGAAAAGAAAACCAGAUUUCAGAGAACGAGAGCUGUGUAGUUUGAAUCAAUUAAAAUCUGAAUUUUUCUUGCUCUAUCAAAAGCCUCAAUCUGGGAAAAUCGAUGCUUAGCUUCGCAACGCUUUCUUUAUUUCUAUCAAAAUCAAAAAACUACAUCACGACAAAGUCUUCAAAUUUCUUUCAAUGUCAUGUAUUUCCUCAGCAAAUUUAUCAGAAAUUUAACCGUUCAACCGUUAUCAAACAAAAAUCCUUGCUGCCUUUGCGCGAAUUAUUCUUUAGAUUUCUCUUUGGUCGGUCUCGACCUUUUGCGGGGACAUAAGUUAUACGUAAAAAUUAAUUUGUCUUAUAGAGUGUUUCCAAAAUUCUCUGUCGCAGAAAGUUUUGUAUGAAUUUAUAUGAAUUCUUCCCCACGAAACGAUCGUGGCAAAAGGAUAGAAAAAUCUUAUCUGAAAGGAUAACGUAUUACACUGGCAAACUUACGUUUGCAAACGUAAAUUACAUCAAAUAUUUCCUCUGUCUCUCAAAACUUUUGCCAUCUCAGGUUUCUCCCACCGAAAAACAUCUGCCCGAACGGAAGGAAAAAAGCGACUUUACCCAGGGAAGCCACUGCUAAGCUUCGUGCUUGGCUAGAUGAAAACCCUCGUCCGUAUCCGACGCGGGAAACUAAAGCUGCACUGGCAGAUGACACAGGCCUUACGAUCUUACAGGUAUCUAACUUGAAAAAGAUAACUCCUGAAUAAGAAAAAAAAACAACAACUAAAAAACUCUUGGCACAAAUUAUGAGUAUUGAGAACUUCAGGGGUUACAUUAUUCAGGAUAAUAUGCGUGGGAAUUUUGAGGACGUUCUGAAAUGGUUCAGAUAAUUGACAAGAAAACAUUUCAUAGUUUUCUGUAGCGUAAUUUUAAACAAGACUUUCCGGUAUCAAAUUCAUUUGCUAGAUCUGUUACGGUACUCUUGCACAUUCAACUAGGUCAAUACAUGGUUUGCUAAUACACGAAGGAGAAUGCGGGGGAAAAGAAAAACACAAAGAAAAGACGAAGUCAAGAGUAAGCACUUGUGGAACAGGUCAAGGUGAGUUUAUCAACUAAUCAGGUACAAAUCUUGAUUCUAUUCUGACCGACGUACGUAACCCCCUUUUAGAGCCUUAUCCACAUGGAAGGAACUUUCAAAGUGGUGUCGAAAAAAUAAACGAAGACUGUGUUUUUUGGCCAAAUGUUGACGAAAAUGCCUUUAUGUUGUAGUCUGCCAGAGCCAUGGCAAGUUCCCAUCUUAACAACUACAAUGGCGUCCACUCCGGGUACGGUCCCUCCGUGCGCUAGUUUUUGCACGUGUCCACCUCACGCCACUCAAAUUCACGUGCCUACAUCUUUAGGUAAGUCUAAAAAUUUCAAUACCCUGUUAAACUGAAUUUCAAACGAACCGGCUAUCAUAGUUCCAAACUAGUAGUACUCAGUAUUGCUCCCAUGCGCUGCCAGCAGAACUAAUGCAUUUUAAUGCAUCAAAUAUCUCCGCGCUAAAGCGCGAUUGGUAUCGGUUGGAACUCGUAACUCGACGGAGUAUACCCCGACUAAAAUUAAAAUAUGGAAACAAUAGAUUCCAUUUGGCGCGUAUAUAUAUAUAAUUAGGGUCAGAUAAAUUAUGCUUGAAAAUUGGAGCAUUAUGCUAUUGAGCGUCGUCUCUGAAAACAUGGCAUCGUGCCGAAAAUCAUGCUCAAGCAAAAGUUUUCGUUAUGCUCAAUCAGAAGCAUGUCAUCUAGGGUAUAUGAUUCUACCUCAUAUUUAACUAACUAAGAUUUUAAGGCUUACCGAGGUUCAGAACACAAAAUAUGAUCAAAUUCCUGACGAACAAGCUAGAAAAGCAGGCUAACUGUUGACACAAUGCAGGUUAUAAAGUUUAUCUCUCGUUGAACUGUAACAGCAAGGAGAUCAUUUUAAAGAAAUUUAGUCGUUAUGUCAGCAUUAUGCUUGAUGCUCUAACUGUAACAUUAUGCCUAGCAUUAUGCAGCAUAAGUUAUCUGUCCUAUAUACAAAAGCCUUCAUUUGUUGGCAGACUUUAUAUGUUUCCGAAAGGCAAACUGUGAGCUUUGACAUUCAAUUGUGGGCAACUAUCAGAGCUUAUUUUCGUUUCUUCGGUGUAAUAAGAGUCGAACCGAUGAAUGAGCUUUCCCUUUUGAUUUUCACAGGCUCAAAUGUAUCAGACUACUGGACAGAGAUGACUUGUAACGCUGGCACUCUCACAGAUUGGCCCGGAAGGUGAUCAUUAGAAGAUUACACGAGCAACACAUCAACUAACUAUUACAAUAUACACGCGUCAUUGACCUGCACGAGGUCAAGUUGCUUUUUCAUUGGACAGUUUUCUUUUCUUGCUUUUUUUCGCAUAAACUUAGCUAAUAUAAGGGUCUACAGCCCCCUUCCCUUCCCCAAAAUAAGCGCAAAGAACCAUGAGGAGGAAUCCUUCUUGCUCCAAAAGAACAAUUCUGUGACCAUAAGAUUCCAUAAAAUAAUUUUGUUUUGUUGUUUUAUUUACACACGAGGUAAGUCACUCCGUUUUUCAUCUUUUUUUUCGCUGUUUUCGAAACUAGCCCUUGUGGUUACUGGGUUUCAUUGCUGUAAAAAUUACCCUCAGAAUAACCGUUCAGUUACGAUUACAAUAUUUAUGAGCGCAAAUCCCGCGCGAGUUUACGGAGGUGAAAAGCAAAGGAUAAGCCAGUAAGAGUGCACCUUCAACGCUAUCCACGUUUUUAGUAUAAACUGAUAUCGGUUAAUUAAAAAAUCCAACGUGACACUUGUCGUAUUCAGUUACACAGGAACUGUUGGUAACCAGUACCUAGCUCCACCUGUAGUUGCGCUUACACCGAAUCUAUGGGAACCUGAAUUCCAGUGCCGAGGGCUCCACGCAGCCGCACAAAUACUCAUGGACAUGGCAAGCAAGUGA
Molecule: messenger RNA, 3982 nt
Organism: Pocillopora meandrina
Lineage: Eukaryota; Metazoa; Cnidaria; Anthozoa; Scleractinia; Pocilloporidae
Source: the annotation of a GenBank genome assembly